Molecule: messenger RNA, 1872 nt
Organism: Phacochoerus africanus (Common warthog)
Lineage: Eukaryota; Metazoa; Chordata; Mammalia; Artiodactyla; Suidae
Gene: ESAM
Product: endothelial cell adhesion molecule
Exons: 7
Coding region: 157-1341 (394 amino acids)
Biological process (GO): homophilic cell-cell adhesion
Cellular component (GO): plasma membrane; adherens junction
Molecular function (GO): cell-cell adhesion mediator activity
Source: RefSeq, a predicted model, not a curated record
CCACCGGCACACACACGCCCAGACUCUGGCCAGAGCUGCACUUGGUGUCAGUGGCCCGGCUCCUGCGUCCGAUCCUGCUGUCGUGCAGCCUCAGCACCUGUCGGUCGGUGUGUCUCGGAGCCGGUACCCCUGACUCCAUCCGGGCCAGGGAAGGCCAUGGUUUCCCUGCCCGGGUCCCCCGCGACCAACUUACUGCAGUUUUUGUUCCUGGGGCUGACUACUCUUGCGUCCCCCUCGCGGGCCCAGUUGGAGCUGCACGUCCCCGCCGGCCUCACCAAGUUGCAGGCAGUAGAGGGAGCGGAAGUGGUGCUCCCGGCCUGGUACACCCUGCAAGGGGAGGUGUCUUCAACCAAGCCCAAGCCGUGGGAGGUGCUCACCGUGAUGUGGUUCAUAAAGGAAGGGAAUGGUCUGAACCAGGUGUUGUCAUACAUCGGUGGAGCCACAUCCAGCAAGCCUGGCGUGUCCCUGGUCUACUCCAUGCCCUCCCGGAAUGUGUCACUGCGGCUGCAGGGCCUCCAGGAGAAAGACUCUGGGUCCUACCUCUGUUCUGUGAACGUGCAGGACAGCCAAGGCACUGACAGAGGUCACAGCACCAAUACUUUAGAACUCAAUGUGCUGGUGCCUCCAGCUCCUCCAUCCUGCCACCUCCAGGGUGUGCCCCGUGUGGGGACCAAUGUGACCCUGAGCUGCCAGUCCCCAAGGAGUAAGCCCACUGCCCAGUACCAGUGGGUGCGGUCACCCCCAUCCUCCCAGGUGUUCUUUGCACCAGUUCUAGAUGCUAUCCAUGGGUCUUUAAGCCUUAAAAACCUUUCUACUUCCAUGUCUGGAGUGUAUAUCUGCAAGGCCCACAAUGAGGUGGGCAGUGCCCAGUGCAAUGUGACCCUGGAAGUGAGCACAGGCCCUGGGGCUACAGUGGUUGCUGGAGCUGUUGUGGGUACCCUGGUUGGACUGGGGCUGCUGGCUGGGUCAGUCCUCUUGUACCACCACCGUGUCAAGGCCCUAGAGGAGCCGGCGAAUGAUAUCAAGGAGGACGCCAUCGCUCCCCGGACCCUACCCUGGCCCAAGGGCUCAGACACAAUCUCCAAAAAUGGAACCCUUUCCUCUGUUACUUCGGCGCGAGCCCUCCGGCCACCCCAAGGCCCUUCCAGGCCUGGUGCACUGACCCCCACAUCCAGCCUCUCCAGUCAGGUCCUGCCUUCACCAAGGCUGCCCAGGAUGGAUGGGGCCCACCCUCAGCCAAUAUCCCCCAGCCCUGGGGGGGUCUCAUCCUCUGCUCUGAGCCGCAUGGGUGCUGUCCCUGUAAUGGUGCCCGCCCAGAGUCAGGCUGGGUCUCUGGUGUGAUGGUUGAGCCACUCACUGGCUAAGCUAUCUGGUUUCUCUCCUUCCUACAGGGGUCACCCCUAGCACAGAGGCCAGGGUCUUGGGAGAGUCUUCCAGACCUCUGGUCCUCUGCCCCCGCCUUUAUUUACUAAGGGAAAACUGAGUCUCAGUUAAGACCCAAACUUCCAGGAGGUAGAAGGAGAAGGAGAAGCGGACCUGGGAUUAGGAAGAGCCUCCACUCCCUCUUGGGCCUCUCUAGGACUGCAGCAGGCUGCUGCUGAGAUGGCAACCAUCCCCACCCCCAUCCUCAGGGCCUGGUAGGGACUGCCAGUCCACCAGUCCUCCGGGCCCCCUUGGUCUGUACCCCACCCCAUCUAACAUCAUCCUUCACUCCCAUUCCAGCUCCCUGCAUUAAGGUAACCUGUCCUGCUGGCUUGGUUGGGUUUUGUUGGGGCAGGGGAUAAGGAAGAUAUUUUUUAAACUAACUUGAAAUGCAUGGUUUUGUUUUUAUUUUGCAAAUUUCAAUAAAGAUACGUUGUGUUUGUAUGGAAA